Molecule: messenger RNA, 1063 nt
Organism: Danaus plexippus (monarch butterfly)
Lineage: Eukaryota; Metazoa; Arthropoda; Insecta; Lepidoptera; Nymphalidae
Product: metallo-beta-lactamase domain-containing protein 1
Exons: 4
Coding region: 362-997 (211 amino acids)
Source: RefSeq, a predicted model, not a curated record
UUAUAUAUCUCCUAUGUUUUGCUUUCUCCUAUGUUUUGUUUCUAAUUGAAUUUGUCUUGUUUUAGAUCUACUAACAAAGUUCCUAAUUGUGACUUCAGUCGGGGCUGUAAAAUUUUAUUUCAUUCAAAAGUUAAUCCCGGAUCGUGUUUCCUCCAUUCUACACGAUACUGGCAGAAUAUACUGUGCACGUCCUUGCACGGAUGAAGGCCAUAUUUGAAACAAACAAACAAGUUUAUUUAUUUGCAUGGAUGAAGGCCAUAUUAUAUAAAAAAAAGUUUAUUUAUAAAAUUUAAACUAGUGAUAAAAAUUAACUAUAAAUAAAAAUCAAAGAAAGUUACAUAUUUUUUUGUAGUUCUACAUUAUGGCUGAUGUUAUUGUGCUAUAUGAUGGUUAUUCUAUUUUAAGUGAUACUUAUGAAAUGAAAGCAAAUUGUAGCUGUGUUUUAAUAAAAGGCAUUCACAAUAUCAUAGUUGAUACGAUGACACCUUGGGACGCUAAUAAAAUAAUUAGUGCUCUUACUAAACAUGGUCUCACUGCGGAAAAUAUUGAUUAUGUGAUAUCAACGCAUGGACAUUCAGAUCAUAUAGGAAAUAACAAUUUAUUCUUGAAAGCCAAACAUAUAGUGGGAUUUAGUAUUUCUUUUCAAGACAAUUAUUAUAUACACCCAUUUGAUGAAGGAAAAGAAUUUAUAAUUGAUGAACAUGUCAAGGUGUUACCAACUCCUGGACACACACUGUCUGAUGUUUCAGUUCUUGUAACUAAUCCUGAAAAUGUAGUUAUAGCAGUUACAGGAGAUCUGUUUGAAAAGUUUGAAGAUAUUGCUGACCCAAGUUUAUGGAUUCAAGCUGGUAGUGAGGAUCAACUUAAACAAAGAAGGAACAGAUCUCAGAUUUCAGAACUAGCAGAAUGGAUUAUUCCAGGACAUGGACCUAAAUUUAAAGUUACAGAUGAAAUAAGAAAAACUUUAAGGGAACAGAUAGAAAAACAAAUUUUCUAAUAAAUGUGUUAUCUUACUGUUUUAUAAAAAUAAGCAUAAAGGAAAUGAUUUUAAAUUUUAAUAAAA